Messenger RNA from Cetraspora pellucida, 1155 nucleotides. The record is from the annotation of a GenBank genome assembly. NCBI's taxonomy places the organism in Eukaryota, Fungi, Glomeromycota, Glomeromycetes, Diversisporales, Gigasporaceae.
AUGGAACAGGUUCUAACAAACCAACAAGAAAAUUCAGAGAAUGGGUUAUUAUCAUGGGUUGAAGAUCAACCUGAGCUUUCUCAAAAAAGGCUUUUAAAAAAGAGGGGAAAAAUAUGUUCCAACGCAUGUAAUAAAUGCAAGAGGGAUAAAAAAAAGUGCGAUGGAGACUCUGAAACAAAAAAGGCCUGCACGAAUUGCACUGAUCGAAAAAGGGAGUGUAAAUAUUCAAACGUUCGUCGAAAGCCGAGAGCCAAUAUUCAAAACAUUCAGCAACUUAUAAGCAGAAUGGAAAUAAUUGAAGAAGAAUUGCAAAAUUUGAUUGAAGAAAUCACCUUGAUUAAACAAAUAAAAAACGUUUUUUUCAAAAUGAUUAAUCCAUCGACGACAGACGAACAAGUUAUUGAGUUGAGAAAAAUGCUCAUUGAAGAAUUAAAAAAGGAUCCAGAAAACCAAGAAUUCUUUGAAGAUAAAAUUUGUAUUGAAUCACCAACGUCGAGUUUACUUCGUUACGACUCAAAUGAAGAUUUUUCUUCCGAAUCAAUGUCGCCUCAAAUUGAAUUCCCUGAAAGUUUCACUUUUAAUUUUAACGAUUUAACUGCAAUUUCAGAGGUUUCGAAAAGCGAAAAUGAUUCAGUGCAUUUGGAUUGUGAUUAUUUUCAGGCAGAAAAACAAACAGAAGCAGAAAAACAACCGAAAGAAACAACAUGUUAUAAGACAGAAGAUACAUUUGACGAAAGAAAAAGAAAAUUCGAAAAACAAGCCAAUAAAGACUCAAAAAAACAACGAAAAAACGCCAAAGGCACAACAUCGAAGCAAACAGGAAAUUUUCCAGGAAUAUCAGUGAUAUAUCCAACACCUAAAGGUUAUGAAACACAUAAAUUUGUCGCCAGUGAAAAUACACAAUAUAAAUCAUCACCUUCACCAAAUUAUCAUUUGGGACUGAUGACAGUUAACAACAAUAAUUUAAAUGUCGAUAGUCCGAAUUUACAAGCAACAACGUCAACUGCUGAUUCUUUUGGUCAGCAAACUUCAGCGAAUAUCGAACAAAAUAGUUUCAUUAAUCAAUUUGUUAUUCAACAAUUUCUUCUUUCGAAUAAUAUGACAACGGAUAUUUGUCACCCAGAUGAGGGUGCUUUCAAUACAAUGCCGCGUUAA